Molecule: messenger RNA, 886 nt
Organism: Phyllostomus discolor (pale spear-nosed bat)
Lineage: Eukaryota; Metazoa; Chordata; Mammalia; Chiroptera; Phyllostomidae
Product: putative killer cell immunoglobulin-like receptor-like protein KIR3DX1
Exons: 5
Coding region: 278-886 (202 amino acids)
Source: RefSeq, a predicted model, not a curated record
AUGUAAAAAGGGUAGUGAGAGAAUGUAACACCCUCACAUGAUUGUGGAUUCUAGGCAAAGAAACAUGAUACUUUAGACAUUGAGGGUGUUUUGUGAUGUGGCUCAAGUCAGACCCUCAGCACCUGCUGUCCUCAUGGUGAGAAGACACUGGUCAGCUUCCUGAGUAACGGGCACCUUGUGGACAGUACAAACUGGGGCGUGGGGACCCUGCCCACCACAUCCUGUGACUUUGUCAGCUUUGCUCAACUCCUGUCUCCUGCUCAAGAGCAGCAGCAGCAUGUUCCCCAAAUUCCUCAGCCUCCUGGGUCUUGGGUUCUGUCUGGGCCAGAGGAUCUGGACAUUUGCAGGUGGGCACAACAAGCCCUCCCUGUCAGCCUGGCCGAGCCCUGUGGUUCCCCUUGGAGGGAGUGUGACUCUUCAGUGUCAUUUCUACCCUCCAUUUACCUCAUUCAAACUAAUCAAAAGAAAUGGGACCCCCAGUCCUGAGCUCCAGAGAGACCACAUCAACACCUUCACCAUGAGCCCUAUGACCACAGAGCAUGUAGGAUCCUACAGAUGUUUUGGACAUCACAGCCACACAUCUGGUUGGUCAGCACCCAGUGAUGCCCUGGAGAUCGUGGUCACAGAAGAGGCUGUGACCCUGCACUGUCAUUCAGAACUCAUAUUUGACCAGUUUAUCCUGUGCAAGAAGGGGGAUGCACGGCAUUCCUGGCAGGUUGUGGAGAAACUCCAUGCCAGGAAUGGACAAGCUCACUUCUCCAUGGGCCCCAUGACACCUGCACAUUCAGGGACCUACAAGUGCUACGGCUCUGUCCAUCACUCACCCUAUGAGUGGUCAGUCCCCAGUGACCCCCUGAAGGUUGUGAUCACAGCAACAACACAGUAA